CCAUUUCAUCCGCUCGUCCGCGUCCGUCAACAUCCCACUUAACGUUUUUUUUUUUCCAUUUCGGUUUCUAGCGCACACGAAGGCUGCGACUCGGCUUCACACACAAACAAACAAACACACAUACACGGCCAUUUAUCACAUUUGAAAGCCGCCAUUACAAAACACGAAACGGGAGCAGAGCGUAGACGACGAUAUUAUUAUCCACCCAGCGGCGACGACAUCGAUACCAACACCAGCAAACGUCGUAAAACAGGCGCGCGUGUUCGUCGUCGUGGCAGCCCCUCGAAACCCACAAACAGACAACACACACACACAUAUACAAACACGCUCAUUUCUACUCUACACACACGCAUACUAAGGCGCAGCCACAUCGGCUCCAACCAACUCUUCCGCCCAGCCGCCGCUCCUCUCCUAACCGACAACCCAAUUCUGCCCCUGUCCGCUCACAGUUCGGUUUUCGUGAUCGUGCUCUCGUUCGUGCCCGACGUCGCGACGCUGGCUGCGGCAGCGACAGCAAAAGCAACAAACAUUAACAUUCAGGGACAACGACAACACGGCGACGGCGUCUGCGUCGACAUCCCUACGUUUCAGUUCUGAUUGGAGAUUCGUGCGCCGCCGUUGCUUGCACGCGGCAAUUGCUCAGCUCAGCUGUGAAUUGUGUAUUGAGUUAUUUUCAAUUCCGUUUUCAACCUAUUCACAACUGUUGCAACUCUCGCCUGACUUUGCCUUUUUGCAAUAACAAAAGAAUAUCGACGAAUUAUACGAUCAAGAAUAACGGCGAAUAGAAGAAAUCCGAAAUCUGAAACAGUGCCUCAAGUGUGUGUGCUAACAGUUAUUUAGCAAAACAAAAAGAACGAAAAAAAAAAAACGUGAAAUCCAAUACAAAAUAAACUUUCCAACGCAACAACAAGUUAAAGACAACUAGGAGCGGAUUACUAAAGCUGUCAAAAACGCUUUCUUUGAUAACCACGUCAAAAUGUUAAGGAACUAUUUAAACUAAAAAGGACGUCAAGGAUAUUUGUUAAUAUAAACAUUGCAUGCAACACAUAAGCGUACGGCAUUGGCCGAACCACGAGCACAUUUCCAACGCCCAAUUGACGUAACUGUAAAAUUAAAAUCCACACAAAACGGCUUCCAAAUGAAGAUGGCAUCUCAACGAUUUUGUUUGCGCUGGAAUAAUCAUCAGAGCAAUCUGUUAUCCGUCUUCGAUCAGCUGCUGCACGCUGAGACCUUCACAGAUGUGACGCUGGCCGUCGAGGGUCAGUACCUGAAGGCACACAAGAUGGUGCUAUCCGCCUGCAGUCCAUAUUUCAAUGCACUGUUUGUGAAUCAUCCGGAAAAGCAUCCGAUUGUCAUAUUGAAAGAUGUGCCCUAUUCGGAUAUGAAAUCCCUGCUGGACUUUAUGUAUCGAGGCGAGGUGUCUGUCGAUCAGGAACGCCUAACCGCCUUUUUGCGCGUUGCCGAAAGUCUGCGCAUCAAGGGCCUCACUGAGGUCAACGAUGACAAGCCCACCUCAGCGGAAACCGCCCCGGCGCCGCCUCAAUUGCAGCGCAUACAGCCGUACGUGGUGCCGCAGCAGCGCAAGCAACAGUCCAAUGUCUUGGCCGCCAAUGCUGCAGCGGCCGCCCUGCAGGCAGCCACGCAACAGCAGCAGCAACAGCAACAGCAGCAACAACAACAACAGCAGCUACAGCAAACAUCGCUGCUGAGCACAGCGCUGAUGCCCAAACGCAAACGGGGCAGACCUCGCAAACUCUCGGGCAGCUCGAAUGGCACGGGCAACGACUACGACGAAUACGAGCGCGAGGGCGUUAUGAAUGACUCCGAUAUGGGCAAUGGCAAAUUGUGUAAUGACUCCUACUCCGGCAACGAUGAUGGCUCCGAUGACAACCAACAAGAAUCUGCCCACCACGAUGAACUGAAUGAAAGCCGCGACUCGUUGCCCACAAAGAGAUCAAAGAGCGGGAAAGAUCAGCGCAUGGCACAGCAAGAUGACAACAGCACUUCCGCCACGCCCGAGCUCUCGCAGCGUUUGUUUGGUUUGGCAUCCACGCAAAUCUCCACGACGACAGAGACGUCGCCAUCAUCUGCACGGGACUCCUGCGACAUGGGCGCCUCGGCACCCUUGCACCUGCCUACCAUCUUGGGCUUGAAGAUACGUCCGAUUAAUACCAGCAAUCAGUCGCAGUCGCAGUCGCAGUCACAGUCUCAGUCACAAUCCCAGUCACAGUCACAGUUACAGUCAAAAGCUCUGCACAACAACAGCAACAACAAUAAUAGCAAUAUCAAUAGCAAUUCACUGCUCAAGCAGCAGCUGCGUGGUGGCCCCAAGGAUCCGGAUACGUUAGUGUCGCUGGCGCUGCCAGCAACGUCCAUCGAGGAGCCCAACGAGCAGGAGAACAGCUGCAGCGCGUUGCAGUCGCUGGCCAAUGCUGCAGAGCGGCAAGCGCAGCAGGCGUCCAGCAGCAGCGGCAACAACAACAACAACAACAACAGCAACAGCAGCAACAACAAUAACAAUUCCAGUCUGCAUCAGCAGCUGCUGCUGCACAUGGCUGCCACGGGCAAUCCGCUGCUCAAGUCGGACUUUUAUCAGGCGCAGCAAUCACAGGCGCAACAACAGCCUCCACAACCGCCCGCAACGCCACCUCCGGCCGAGUCCAGUUAUGCGGAUGAAGACCUCGAAUUGCUUUGUGUGGCGGAUAAGAGCGACGAAACGGAUCAUGAGCUGUUGACGCUAGCCGACGAGAAUGCAGGCCUGCCCGGCUAUACGCCCGGACAUGAAUCCUUUGAGGAGCCGCUGCCCACCAUUGAGCGCAGUCCGCCUCGUUCGCGCGCAUCCGGCACGGCCAAGCGGCCCAUCCAGCGACGACGUGUGCGACGCAAGGCGCAAUCGACCAUCGACGAUCAGGCCGAGCAUCUGACGGAAAUGUCGGUGCGGGGCUUGGAUCUGUUUCGGUAUGCGAGCGUGGUCGAGGGCGUCUAUCGGUGCACCGAGUGCGCCAAGGAGAACAUGCAGAAGACCUUCAAGAACAAAUACAGUUUUCAGCGUCACGCGUUUCUCUAUCACGAAGGCAAGCACCGCAAGGUGUUCCCCUGCCCGGUGUGCUGCAAGGAGUUCUCCCGGCCGGACAAAAUGAAGAAUCAUCUCAAGAUGACGCACGAGAAUUUCACGCCGCCCAAGGACAUCAGCGGCUUCAGUCCGCUCAAGUAUCUGAUCUCUGCGGCAGCAGCGGGCGACAUGCACUCCACAAUCUACCAGCAACAGCAGCAGCAACAGCUGGAGCAGCAGCAACAACUCGAACAGCAACAACUCGAGCAGCAGCAACAGCUCGAGCAGCAGCAGCAACAGUUGGAGCAUCAGCAACAACAACAAUUGGAGCAGGAGCAACUGCUGUUGCUGCCUGAUGUCAAGCAGGAGCAGCUGGAAACGGAUCAACAGCUAACCGCCUAUUCAGCACCUGCCACGCCCACAACAGCAGCGGCCGCAAUGCUUAGUUUGCAGCAUGACGUCAUCAUCAAAAACGAAAUACAAAUCUCGCCAUCGCCAUCGCCCCCACCGCCAGCCAUGUACGGAGUGGGGGGCGAGGGCAAAAGCCUGACGCCAGUGCCCACAGGUGUCAACUGAGGGGGUAGAAAGGGAGAGAGAGAGAGCGGGAGAG
Messenger RNA from Drosophila navojoa, 3662 nucleotides. It is a transcript of the gene ttk, whose product is annotated as zinc finger and BTB domain-containing protein ttk. Lineage: Eukaryota; Metazoa; Arthropoda; Insecta; Diptera; Drosophilidae. Gene Ontology annotation, biological process: regulation of transcription by RNA polymerase II. The record is from RefSeq and is a predicted model, not a curated record. Gene Ontology annotation, cellular component: nucleus. Gene Ontology annotation, molecular function: protein binding.